AUGGCCCAGGAAUUUAAGCUCAAGGACUUGACGUCCCUUUCCUUGUCGCCCGGCUCCAAACAAGAAGUCGAGGUCGAAGGGAUUGACGGCGGCAAAGUCCUUCUGGUCAAUAUCGGCGGCAAGAUUCAAGCUCUCGGAGCAAAAUGCACACACUAUGGAGCACCUUUGGCCAAGGGUGUCAUUUCUUCAGACGGCCGAGUCAAGUGUCCCUGGCACGGUGCCUGCUUCAGCACCAGCACCGGCGAUGUCGAGGAAGCCCCCGGUCUCGAUGCACUCCCAGUCUUCAAGGUCGCCGAACGUGAUGGAGCCGUGUACGUCACAGGCGACGAAUCUGCAAUCAAGAGUUCUCGAAGAAAGCCCAAUAUUAGCUGCAGUGGAGCUUCUACAGGAGACGAGAAAGUGGUCAUUGUCGGAGGCGGUUCUGCUACGUUAGGAGCUGUUGAGGGUUUGCGUGAAAAGGGAUUCACUGGUGCCAUCACUGUCAUCUCGAAUGAGGGCUACUUUCCCAUUGAUAGACCUAAGCUGAGCAAAGCGCUCAUGACGGACCUAUCCAAGCUGCAAUGGAGAGACAAGGGCUGGUUUGAGAACAGCAACGUCGAGUGGGUGGAGGGUGAAGCUACGGCAGUUGACUUUGGGAACCGCAAGGUGACGACUAAGAACGGACAGAAUAUCUCUUACACGAAAUUAAUCCUUGCUACCGGAGGAACAGCCCGCACCCUACCAGUCAAUGGCUUCCGCGUUUUGGGAAACAUCUUUACACUGCGAAAUGUACACGAUGUGAAGAAGAUUGUGGAGGCAAUUGGUGACAAGGGCAAGAAGAUCGUUAUUGUUGGAGCCUCCUUCAUCGGCAUGGAAGUCGCCAAUGCCACCUGCAAGGACAAUACUGUCACGGUGGCAGAUAUGACCAAAGUUCCGUUGGAGCGUGUUUUGGGCGAAAAAGUUGGCGCCGGCAUUCAAAAGGCCGUUGAGGCCAAGGGAGUCAAGUUUCACUUGGGAGGCGGCAUCGAGCGAGCGGAACCAUCAACGUCAGACCCGUCUAACGUUGGCGCCGUGAUCCUCUCAGAUGGCACGAAGCUGGAGGCUGAUCUGGUCAUUCUUGGUGUUGGUGUUAUGCCCGCGACAGAAUAUCUCAGAGACAACGCUGUGCUGCGUCUCGAAAAAGACGGAUCGAUCCAGACGGAUGAGAACUUCCAAGUCUCCGGGCUCAAGGAUGUCUAUGCGGUUGGCGAUAUUGCCACGCACCCGUAUUCAGGACCCGGAGGCGAAGGUAAGCUAGUUCGCAUUGAACACUGGAACGUUGCCCAAAACUCCGGCCGACACGUGGCAAACCAUAUUGUGAAUCCAUCUCAAAAGCAACCCCACAACAUUCCCAUUUUCUGGUCGGCACUCGGUGCGCAGAUGCGAUACUGUGGAAAUACGGCGAAUGGAUGGGACGAUGUGAUUAUCCAAGGCGAUCCUGCUGAAGCCAAGUUCGUUGCGUACUACACCAAGGGCGAGACGGUUGUAGCCAUGGCCAGUAUGGGCAAGGACCCGCUCAUGUCACAGUCUUCCGAGCUGAUGAGACUGAAUAAGAUGCCGUCCAAGACGCAUAUCCAGGAUGGUGUGGAUGUCAUGUCUGUGGCAACCUAG
Messenger RNA from Pochonia chlamydosporia 170, 1629 nucleotides. Its product is annotated as AIF-like mitochondrial oxidoreductase (Nfrl). The coding region runs from base 1 to 1629 and encodes 542 amino acids. The record is from RefSeq and is a predicted model, not a curated record. Gene Ontology annotation, molecular function: flavin adenine dinucleotide binding; 2 iron, 2 sulfur cluster binding; oxidoreductase activity, acting on NAD(P)H. The transcript has 2 exons. Gene Ontology annotation, cellular component: cytoplasm. NCBI's taxonomy places the organism in Eukaryota, Fungi, Ascomycota, Sordariomycetes, Hypocreales, Clavicipitaceae.